GUUUUUCCAAAAAACUUUAUCGGAAUGGACCGAUCUCGUUCAACGAAAGGCAGCUGGAGCGGGGUGUCACCUCGGAAUUGCCAAAUUGCAUUUCGCCAACCGAUGCCUGAAUUCCGGGAACCGCAUGUAUAAAUACGGCCGCGAUUCAAUUGCGGGGGAGAGGUCAAUGAUUCUGCGCGCCAUCUGACCCCCGACCGCGCGGAAAUGGUCGGCACGUCGCCUUCCGAUUCGUCUUCGCUUCCAGGUUCUGCGACGCAAGACAAGAGUCGGAAAUGGCGGUUGUCACCAUUGGAUGUCGCAUAUCACUUUGGCACCAGUGGGCUAUCUGUCGCGGUUGCCACCGGGGUGACCCACCCUUUAGAUGUGCUCAAAGUUAGGCUACAAAUGCAACUUGUUGGCCAGAGAGGUCAGUUGACUGGAAUGGGCCAAGUAUUCAUUCAAGUGUUGAAGAAUGAAGGGCCACGUUCAUUGUAUCUUGGAAUGACACCUGCACUAACACGAUCACUUCUUUAUGGGGGCCUCCGCUUGGGCUUGUAUGAACCCUCUAAAUAUGUCUGUGAUCAGGCAUUUGGGUCCUCCAAUAUUUUUGUUAAAAUAGCGUCUGGAGCAUUUUCAGGUGCUAUUGCAACAGCUAUGACCAACCCAGUUGAAGUCAUAAAGGUGCGGUUACAAAUGAAUUCAGGUUCGACAAAAGCUGGGCCAGUCCGAGAAAUGCGCAAGAUUGUGUCUGAAGAGGGAGUAAAAGCUCUCUGGAAAGGGGUUGGCCCUGCUAUGGCUAGAGCUGCUGCUUUGACUGCAUCACAGCUGGCAACAUACGAUGAAUCCAAGCGGAUUUUGAGGAGAUUGACACCUCUAGAGGAAGGAUUUAAUCUACAUCUGAGCUCAAGUAUAGUCGCAGGCAUGGUGAGUACUCUCAUGACAGCACCAAUGGACAUGGUUAAGACCCGUCUCAUGUUGCAACGGGAAUCUGAGACUCUGGGGAGAUACAAAAAUGGAUUUCAUUGUGCAUAUCAGGUCAUUCGUACAGAAGGCUUUAGGGCUUUAUACAAAGGGGGAUUUGCAAUUUUUGCUAGGUUAGGUCCCCAAACCACAAUUACCUUUGUACUUUGUGAGAAGCUCAGGGAGGUCACUGGACUAAAGGCACUUUAGUCGCGCAAUAGCCUAUACCGAAGAAACGCCACCCUUCAACUUCAUACAAAUAUGUAGCCACUGCUGUCUAGCUGCCUUAUUCCGAAGAAAACGAUGGCGAAAGACGAUUUUUUUUUCAAGAUUUUUUACCUCCUCUUAAUCUGGAGAGGGGACAUAAGUUCAUUUUUUUUUGGGAGUCAGAAUCAAGUGGGUUCCCAAUCAGAAUGGCAUACAUCUCAGACUAUAUUGUUGUUGAUCAAGGUCCAUAUAUUUCAUUCCUCUCACUGAUUUUUUUGUACAAUUGUACGUUGCGCCAACAUCCGGCACAAACGCGAUGAACAUUGCUGUAAUAUUUUUCUUUGGCACCUUUGUGACUAUCGUGUAUUACUUGAUGUCUGAAUAAUGUCAAUGGCGAAUCACAUCAUGUUUAUGACUC
Eucalyptus grandis is the source of this 1564-nucleotide messenger RNA. RefSeq names its product mitochondrial substrate carrier family protein ucpB. NCBI's taxonomy places the organism in Eukaryota, Viridiplantae, Streptophyta, Magnoliopsida, Myrtales, Myrtaceae. The record is from RefSeq and is a predicted model, not a curated record. Bases 205 to 1149 code for a protein of 314 amino acids. The transcript has 9 exons.